AACAGUAACUUUCCAUUCUCCUCUUCCUUUAUUUCCUGGCAAUUACUUCUAAAUGUUAUUUUACAGCAAAAAAAAAUGUUGGCUUUUACACUGGAUUAAGAACCAAAAAUUAUAAUUAUGUGAAAGAGAAGAAGGGAGACAGAGGCCAAUUUGGAACCAGCUGUGCAGUACUUAGAAGAUUCUGGGAGUGUGCUCUGUGUGUGUGUGUAUAUAUGUGUGUGUGUGUGUGUGUGUGUCUUUAAAAGAUUCCCCACUUCCCCGCCCUCCUCCUUACAGUGUGUCACUGUGUUUCUCUGACCUCAGGUUUCCUCCGUCCCCAAGACUAGCUAGCAUGGCCAACUUUCUUUGUAGUCUUGCAAGCAGGUUUGUUGCCAUGGAAUCCAUACUCUGAGAAGGAUUGAGAAGCAUAAAGGUAAAGGUAAUCAUUUGUUUAUACUGUUGCUCUUCUUCUGGAAAAGCCUGACUGGUAGGAUUCCUUUAAGAGCUCAGCCCCGAAGUGAUUUAUUCCAUCACUUUACCUACUUGAAAAGCAAGACUCAGGGACACCUUGUGGAAGGGACGCCUGUUGGGCUCUAUCUUCCUACAAAUGUCUAAUCCUAGAGCUAACGUCGUGAGCAAUGGGACUCUCCCCAACCGCAAGAAACAGAGCAACACUUCUCAAGAUGAAAAGCAUACGAGUAAUGGGGUAGUGAAAGAAAGACAGCAAAAUGGAAACUCACAUUGUUAUGCAAAGACUAUUGUUGAAUCCUUCGAGGAACCGCCUCUUCCUACUUUGGUUACCACAUACAUGGGAUAUGGAAUUGCAACCCUGUUUGGCUAUUUCAGAGACUUUUUGAGAAACUCAGGACUAGAAAAAUGCAAUGCAGCUGUAGAGCGAGAAGAACAAAAACAUUUUGUACCACUGUACCAAGACUUUGAGAAUUUUUAUAAGCGGAACCUUUACAUGAGAAUCAGAGACAACUGGAGCCGAUCCAUCUGCAGUGCCCCAGGGCCUCUUUUCGAUGUGAUGGAAAGGGUGUCAGAUGACUAUAACUGGACGUUCAGGUUUACUGGAAAUAUCAUCAAAGAUGUCAUCAACAUAGGCUCCUAUAACUUCCUUGGACUUGCAGACAAGUAUGAUGAGUCUAUGAGGACAGUAAAAGAGGUUUUAGAAACAUAUGGCACAGGUGUAGCCAGCACCAGACAAGAAAUGGGUACCCUGGAUAAGCAUAAAGAGUUGGAGGAUCUCUUGGCCAAGUUUCUGAAUGUAGAAGCAGCAAUGACCUUUGGGAUGGGAUUCGCAACAAACUCAACAAACAUCCCUGUACUAGUUGGGAAGGGAUGCCUCAUUUUCAGUGAUGAGCUGAACCACACCUCUAUUGUCCUUGGGGCCCGACUCUCAGGCGCAACCAUAAGGACCUUCAAACACAACAAUAUGCAAUGCCUAGAGAACCUCCUGAGAGAUGCUAUCAUCUAUGGCCAACCUCGAACACACAGAGCUUGGAAAAAGAUUCUCAUCCUGGUGGAGGGCAUCUACAGCAUGGAAGGUUCCAUUGUGAAUCUACCUGAGAUUGUGGCUCUAAAGAAGAAAUACAAGGCCUACCUCUACAUAGAUGAAGCACACAGUAUUGGGUCUGUGGGCCCAACUGGCCGGGGUGUCAGAGAAUACUUUGGUCUAAACCCUGAAGACAUCGAUGUGUACAUGGGCACAUUCACCAAAAGUUUUGGAGCCUCGGGAGGUUACAUAGCUGGAAAAAAGGAUCUUGUGGAUUAUUUACGGUUUAACUCACAUAGUGCUGCUUAUGCUGUAUCCAUGAGCCCCCCAGUAGCAGAGCAAAUCAUCAGAUCACUGAAAUUACUCAUGGGACUGGAUGGGACUACACAAGGGUUGCAGAGACUACAACAGCUUGUAGCAAACACAAAAUACUUCAGACAGACACUGAAGAAAAUGGGAUUCAUUAUCUAUGGCAACGAUGACUCUCCUGUUGUUCCCAUGCUCCUUUACCAGCCUUGUAAAGUAGCGGCUUUUGCAAGGCAUAUGUUAGAGAGAAAAAUUGGGGUGGUGGUCGUUGGAUUUCCAGCCACUCCACUUGCAGAAGCUCGGGCUCGGUUCUGUUUAUCAGCAGUACAUACUCGGCAGAUGUUAGACACAGUUUUGGAAGCCAUUAAUGAAUUGGGUGAUCUCCUGGCUUUGAAAUAUUCCCGGCAAAGGAAGUCAUAAUGCCCUGUACUCUGAUGGAACCAGCUUUGAACUUGACGAAUAAGCUUCCUGGUCCUGAAUGAAACAUGAAGACUUUGCCAGAGAGAUCUCCCUCUUCACCUCAGAAAGCAUAUAGAUGGAAUUCUCCCCCUUUCUAGGGACAAUUUGUUUUGAGGCCAGCUUAAUUGAACUGAUGGAGACAUUGUGUUUUUUAUGUCUCCAACUUGCAACUUCAGAAACAAAAUUACAGUUAUUAAGUUUCUCCCCUCCCAAGAAGAUGCCAGAAAUGCAUGGACCCAGGCACCAGGCACAUGCAGGCACACACACACAUACACACACACACACACACACACUUCUUAGAAUGUUUUUGAUGGCAGUGAGCCUGUUUUAGCUGCUACUAUGUAGCCUCACUGAUCCAGACCCUUGCAGGGGUUCUAGCGAAAUAUGAGGAUUUUGAUUGUUACAAUAAUGGCACUGUGAGUGUACUUAUUUGAUCAGCAGACAUGGAUAAGAAUGGUGGAGAGUAGCUGACUUUCCUGUUCCACUUAUAAAAGUACCAGCUACAGUUCAUCUGCAUCACAAGAAGUUCCAGGCAGGAGGGUAAAGAAAUGCUGCUUCUACCGUUUGUCACAUUUGAACUUUUUCCAAGGACAAGUGUCAAAAGACACAGUUAAUGUUUCCAGGGAGAAAGCAGAACUGGCCAGCAGUGGGUAGAGAAGGAAACUUUCCUUUUCCUCUUGCUGUUCUCCUACAGUUUUACAGCUGACCCUUUGAAGUUGGAAAAUCCAAGACUCUUGUUUCAUAAAGCAGGAGGCAGAAAGCAAGCAUAAGCCAAUUCCAGGCCUAGAUUAAAACUGUAAAAUUAUAACUUGAACGUUGUUGGUGCCAUGCAGAGUGAAUGUUUAGUAUGCAUGGCUUUAGUGACUUUAAGGAAUGAGUUGCCAUUUGCCUACUGAAUUUUGAGUAAAUGAUGAGGCUCAAUUUCCUUUAGAACCAACUCCCAAGGGUACACUUGAAGACUGUUUUGAUUCAAGAAGGACAUUUAUAAACAAUUCUGUCUCUUUCAAGGCUGGCAUGCCCAUUCAGACACAUUACUAUCACUUUGGCAAAAAUUCUAAGAUGUCUGCAAAACAGGCUAGCAUACUUUUGGGCAACUAAUUGUAAUUUAUCUGCUCUCUCUCUCUUCCUCUUCCUCUCUCUCUCCCUCUCUCUCUCUCCCUCUCCCUCCCUCUCUUUCUCUCCCUCUCCCUCUCCCUCCCUUCCUCUCCCUCUACCUCCCUCUCUCCCUCUCCCUCUCUCCUUCUCUCUCUCCCUCUCUCUCUCCCCCACUCACACACGCACCAUGAAUACAAACCUCUGAAAAAUUAGUCCUUUGCUAAUUGGAUCUAGUUGGUAUGGAAAAAGCCAGUGGAAACCCUUAUCUUUAACAAGCUCCCAGAUGGUGCCCAGAUUUGGAAACUCUAAAGAGCAGUGGUGACCUUUUAGCCAAGCUUCUGUAACAGUUCGAAUGAGUUACAGAACAUUCCACUCCAUCAAAUGACACUGUAAACAAAUCACUUCAAGAGAGGUUUGGCUUUGUGUGACACAGAUGGGCCCAAGCUUUCAUGCUGUGCACUGAGAUAGAAAUUCAACCCGCGGGCCAGUGUCGAUGGAGCAACACGCCCUGGUGCUCAGAGCUCGUCCAAGGAAAAAGGUGAUCAGCAUGGAAAGCUUUUCAUAAAUCACAACCCUUUGUGAGUACAAUAAGUUUAGAGGUGAAUUCCAGUGAUAAAGUUCCUUAUGUACAAUUAAGAACUAAAGAAAUACAGUUAGAACAGGAGGAAAAGAAAUGAGUUGCCCCCUGCAAUGUCUGACUUUGAUAGCAAGGUACCAACUCUCCUCAACUAGUGCAGCCUUACUGGUGCAAAGAAAGCAAAUGCCAUAUAAAUGUCCUGAGAAACAAAAGCAUAUAGUUCUUUUCUCUUUAAUAUAAGUACUUAAAUGAAAUUGUUACUGGCUGAUUAUUGAAAAUCCAUUAAUAUCUCCUGCAGGAGAAACAGAAGGUAAAGAGGGCGGCAAGAUAUGUGAGCCUUCCCCAAGAUACAGAAAGCAACAAACACUUCUCAUCUUUUCUGGAUUUGUCUGUGAUCUUCACACACACACACACACGCACGCACGCACGCACACACACACUCUUUGAGUUUUAAGCCACUAGAUGGACAAGUGUCUUCCUGAGCAGGAAUGUCUACCCUUCUACUUUCAUGCAGGAACUUGAAUCUAAUUCAUCAUGGGGAGCAAAUUACUUACCCAGCUGGCAUGUGGAGCAUGGAGGAGGUUAGUCCUUUUCCAUCAAGAUCCAAGAUCCUUGUGGAAAUAUUUUCUAUUUCUGUGUACAAGAGAUCUAUUUCUGUCAGAGAGUCUGCAGUGGAGAUACCCCAUGUAUGAGAACAGCUGUGAUCCAAGUGGAAUGCCUCCCAAAUACGUUAAGACAAAUCCUGGUUCCAUAGAGCUCUCACCAGAAGAGUAUAUGUCAUAUAGAAUGAGCUUGGUUAAGAGGGUAAUUAUGAAGAAUAAGAAUUUUUUAUUCUACUGCUAGGUUUAUAAGACCAUAAUUUCAAUUCAGUAGGGACACAGUCUUAAUAUCAGAGCUUAGUCUGGUGAUAAAGGGAAUUUUUCUACCAGAAAUAUAACGUUACAUAUCCCAUCCUGCCUAUUCACACACAAACACACACACACAUACACUAUUUUUUACAGAAGAGGUGUGUAAAGAUUGGAGAUAAGAAUCUGAUUGGGUGAGAGAGAGAGAUGGAAGAUGUUCUAGAAAGCAACAUUCGGGGAAGAAAAAGAUAAAGGUUCUGAUUGGUAUUUGUAGGAAUGAUACAUCUGCAUAAGAAGAAAAUGGCAUACACUCAUGACUAAUCUUCAUUAGGAAUGAAGGUGACAUGGAUAUUUAGCUGUAUUACUCUUUAUUAUGUUUGGUUUGACUGAGACUACCAGCUUCAGAAUUUACUAGGAACCUUGUUAACAUGCAGAUCUCUGGGCCUCAUACCACACCUCCAUUCAAUCAAACCAUAGUGGUGCCCAGCAAAAUACAAUUUAACAAGCUUUCUAAUGCAUACCAGAAUUCGAGAAUCAUUAUUGGAGCUCUUAGUAGACCCAUUGGCUCUAAUAACAUAGCAGGAACUUUCUUUUGAUUUUCUGCUGACAUUUUAGGAUGCUAAUACUGGUAAAGUGAAGUGAAUUUAUUCUAUGGGCACCCUUCUCUCUUCAAUGGGAUAUUUCUUUCCCAUUUUCUUCAACUCCUCUCUCUCUCUGCAAGAAUGGGUCAACCCAAUAUUGAAGAAUAAUCUGCCAUACAUUUGAUCAAAAUUCCUUCUCCAGUUCUCUCCUGCAUCAUUCCUUAAGAGAUGCCUCUUUUGCUUUUUAUCACCUUAUGCCUUUCAAUAUGAUGUCUUUUUUCUCCUUUUUCUUCCUAUUUCCAGAAAAAAACUUCAAUCUCUCAUUAUUUAUUCCAACAAUAACGCCUCAGGAGGGUGAAAUCCUUAACAGUUCUGCAAACAUGCAAUGUUUCCAUGUAUUUUUCUUCAGAAAAUGGAAAUAUAUAUAAAUGGCUUACUCUGGUUAAAAAAAUCAAAGUUCUGAUGAUGAAACCUAGGCUCAAAUAUAAACUGUGACUUAUAACAAUAAUAAUUUAAUAAAAGCAAUGAGAACAUGA
Messenger RNA from Heterocephalus glaber (naked mole-rat), 5873 nucleotides. It is a transcript of the gene Sptlc3, whose product is annotated as serine palmitoyltransferase long chain base subunit 3. Lineage: Eukaryota; Metazoa; Chordata; Mammalia; Rodentia; Bathyergidae. The record is from RefSeq and is a predicted model, not a curated record. Gene Ontology annotation, cellular component: serine palmitoyltransferase complex. Gene Ontology annotation, biological process: ceramide biosynthetic process; sphingosine biosynthetic process. Gene Ontology annotation, molecular function: pyridoxal phosphate binding; serine C-palmitoyltransferase activity.